AAAAAAAAAAAAAAAAAAAAAAACUCGUUCUCGGUUUGUUUUCCAGCGCGGAGGUUUUCUUUUGGGAUGGGGCUUGACCCUAUGAUCCAGCAUGUGUGCAGCGCGUUGGCUGGCGUCUUUUUAUUGCCUUGGAACAGACUAUUUAUGCACCGCCCUUAUAGGAUCUGGUUGCUGUUGUGUUUUUUUUUGUCCUGCUGGUGCUGUACCAAUGGCAGAGGAUUAUUUGGGCGGGAAGCAAGCACAGGAGGAUUUGCCCGAAGUAGGGUUGUUUACACCACUUUUGCGGAAGAAGAGGGAAGGGUAGGUGCACGCGCCGCCCAUCGCACUGCUCUUUUCUGCGCCUUUGCGAAACAAUACACAUACCCCAAUAAUCCCAGCUUGCAACAAACGAAUAAUAUGACGUGAAAAAUAAGGGCACGGUGCACAGGGAAUGAGUAAAAUGAGUAAU
Molecule: messenger RNA, 448 nt
Organism: Gamsiella multidivaricata
Lineage: Eukaryota; Fungi; Mortierellomycota; Mortierellomycetes; Mortierellales; Mortierellaceae
Exons: 1
Source: RefSeq, a predicted model, not a curated record